Akanthomyces muscarius is the source of this 204-nucleotide messenger RNA. RefSeq lists its product as uncharacterized. Lineage: Eukaryota; Fungi; Ascomycota; Sordariomycetes; Hypocreales; Cordycipitaceae. The transcript has 2 exons. The coding region runs from base 1 to 204 and encodes 67 amino acids. The record is from RefSeq and is a predicted model, not a curated record.
AUGCAGCAGUCUGUGGUGGCCGCCGAGAAUAUUCUGCUCGCCAUCGACGGCAAGGCACCGAAGCACGAAUACCGGCACGCCUGGCCUGAGAGCCUCAUCAAGCUGACCCUGGGAUUGGAUCGCUCAGUCACACAUUUGAGUGAUGGGAAAUCCGACAUCCUCUGGAGAAGCAAGGAGACGGAAGAUGCCCUGAUGGUGGCUUAA